Messenger RNA from Exophiala viscosa, 1700 nucleotides. RefSeq names its product Pex19 protein family-domain-containing protein. Lineage: Eukaryota; Fungi; Ascomycota; Eurotiomycetes; Chaetothyriales; Herpotrichiellaceae. The coding region runs from base 212 to 1354 and encodes 380 amino acids. Gene Ontology annotation, cellular component: peroxisomal membrane; peroxisome. Gene Ontology annotation, biological process: protein import into peroxisome membrane. The transcript has 2 exons. The record is from RefSeq and is a predicted model, not a curated record.
CGUCAUGCCUCGGUUUGGCGGGGAACAGGUUCAUCGCGCGGAUGACCAUAAUCAUCCUGAUUCUGUACAUAUUCUGCAACACUACGAUUGAUUUUGCGGCGCCCCUUUAGCGCCGCCUGAAAUCGCGAGAGAUCACAUUAACACGUUUUGCCUGACUUUGGGCCUGCUUCCUGUGACAUCUCCUGGAGACAACUCUAGGUCUCGAUACAUUAUGGCUGAGCCACCGCAGCCAACACCAUCAAAGUCCGAAGCUAUUUCAUCCAUUACUGGACCAUCAGCCGGGAAAGCUCACGAUGCAGCGGUCGAAGACGACUCGGACCCCGACUUUGACGAUCUAGAUGACGUCCUAGACCAAUUCUCAGCCGCAACAACCGCUCAAUCCAACUCACAAUCGGAACCUACUCCCUCAUCCUCAGGGCCAGGCAGACCCACGACAAGUGAUGCAUCAGCACUCCCACCAGACAUUCCCAUACCAGAGGGUCCCAAGCCCUCGGAGAGCGAAGAUGAAUUCAUGGCGCGGCUCACGGCCGAAAUGUCCAGUGUCAUGUCCAAGAUGUCCGCUGAUCCCGCCGCCUCAGCCGCAAACCCCGAAGACAUCGCUAAGAUGGGCCGGGAGCUGGAAGAAUUUACGCAAAAGAUGGAAGCGGAGGGUAUCAAGCCGGAAGACCUGCUCAAAGCGAUACUAGGCGAAGAAACGGGCACGCACGUGGGCGAAAUUGCAGAACAUGAACGCGAGCGACGCGAGAGCGAGGCCAACUCGAAAUCGCGCAGUCCCGAGAAAUCCAGAUCAAACCCCGAAGAGCCAUCGUCAUCCAAAGGCAAGCCCUCGUCCUUCGAGGACACGAUCCGCAAGACGAUGGCGCGCAUGGAGUCCUCGUCAGCAGCCGCAACCAGUGCCACCGCAGAGGCCGCCAAGUCUGAAGAGGACAUGCUGGCCGAGAUGUUGCGGGCAUUGGAUUCUGAAUCGGCAGGCUCCGACGGCGAUUUGUCCAAGAUGUUCCUCGGCAUGAUGGAGCAAUUGACCAACAGGGACAUGCUGUAUGAACCGAUGAAGGAACUCAAUACCAAGUAUCCGGAGUGGCUAGAACAGAACAAGCCGAAACUACCCAAAGACGAGUACGAGCGGUUCACUAGACAGCAAGCCAUCGUGAAAGACAUUGUUGGCAAGUUUGAGGAAAAGAAUUACAGCGACGAGGAUUCCAAAUGCAGGGAAUUUGUAUGGGAGAAGAUGCAGGCGAUGCAGACCGAGGGUGCACCGCCGGAGGAUCUGGUUGCGAAUCCGUUCCCUGGAAUGGGAGGAUUGCCAGAUCUGGGUGGAGGCGAGGGGCCGGAAGAAGGGUGUCCGACGCAAUGAAUGGAUUACGGUGUUUAGUACGUGAACCAAGAUUGACACCAAGGGCCAGUGAUAGGAUGGAGACAUCUCACCGCUUGCGUCUUCCGAAGUGUCUGCGGAGUGGAUGAUGAAGGAUACGACUCGGUCUACACUCGAUGGACGCUCACGGACAUCUAUACCUGGAAGAUGCCAUUCAAGUGACAUGCGGUGCUGGAACGUCAUAUACACACACACACACACACACACACACACACACAGGGGUCCAGAGCCACGAGCGGAUCUCUGGUGAUGGUAUAGAGUAUCUUCUGCAUAUCUCUUAUGGAGCGGAACACAUACAGUUGCAACGAAUGAUGAAAAGGAGAGGAGA